Molecule: messenger RNA, 381 nt
Organism: Aspergillus tubingensis
Lineage: Eukaryota; Fungi; Ascomycota; Eurotiomycetes; Eurotiales; Aspergillaceae
Product: DUF567 domain protein
Exons: 2
Coding region: 1-381 (126 amino acids)
Source: RefSeq, a predicted model, not a curated record
AUGGAUCAUAACCAUCUAUUCGACAUUCGCAAGGAGCAUAUGCACGUUCAUACCACAUAUGUGAUGGAAGAUCCCAGUGGUAACAAGAUAUGCGAGAUCAGGAGCAGUUAUAAAUUCAUUGGGUCGAAAGCCACUGCCACCUAUACAGACCGGUACGGCAAGCAAGUCUUUUUGGUAAUGAAAGGAAACUGGAACGAUCGUGCUGCCCAUAUCAUGAAUGAAAGUACUGGAGAACCAGUCGCUCGCAUUUCCAGGAAACGUUUAACCGCUCGUCAUAUUCUUUUUGGCCAGGACACCUACAACGUGACUGUGGCACCUGGUGUGGAUAUGGCACUGGUGGCUGGUUUAUAUAUCUGCUUCGAUGAGAAGAACAAUGAUUAG